UGUUCCUCUGGGAUACAAGUCCAGUUUGAGGCGGAUUGAGGAGGCAUGGGGCACAUAAUCACAAUAAACUGGAGAUCACAUGGAACGAUUCGACAACCUGUGAACUUCAAAUUCAACGCCAGCACCGCCAAGUUUCGGCUUGUACAUUUGGCAUUUGGAUCUGUUCUCUCCAGUGCGCGUAACCACAUGCGCAUGCGUCCCUGCGUUGAGUGAAAAGGAAACGCGCUGUAACGGAGAGAAAGCGUUCCAGUGAACCGCUAUACGUUCCUACAGACAGACUUCAGGCCACACAGAGCAACUGUAAACGAUCCUGUAGUUAGCGUGUAUUCUUCUUGUUUCCGCUACAUUGUUUCGAGGGAUUAACUUUGAUGCUCACAUCGCACCAGUGCUUCUACCCGGGUGUGUGCGCUACAGGCAGACGCAUAUUUCGCGUUUUCCCACACAGUGUGUGUCACCAAGAGCAACGUGAACUUGGUUGCAACAUCAUUGUACAGUACAACAGGCUUGUUCCACGGAUUAGAGCUCAUCUGUCGGGCAGCGCUGCUGGGAGAAGCCCCGACUCAUUACAUAUGAAUCACUGAGGACAUACUAAUUGGAAAUGAAAGAGGGAAAAGGAUGACCUCAUGCACUGUGUAGACAUGAUAUGUCAAUGGAGCAUGUGAAGAUGUCCCAGAAGGCAACUAAAAGUAAGCUCUUUUUUGCAGGGUGGCUUCUCCUAAUUCUCCUCUUCUUCAUCUCUUUUGUCACAUACUACUGCUCCUAUGGCAUACUUCAGAGCUACGGAGGCACCAGCAAGUCUCCGAACAGUAGCAAGUUGCUGUGUGGUGGCUGGCUAACCCAUAAGAAGUGGGAGAGCCUUAACUUUAACAUUAGCAGACAGAUGCAGCUCUUUCUGAAAAUGGAGGAUUUCUUCUGGCGGGAGCAUCUGUCAAAUCUGGCAUUACCUUAUGGAAUUAAGAGCAGUGAGCCGCUGCUAGUGAAAGUUCUUGCUGUAAUUGGAAAUGAUGAGGUGCCUGCCAAAAUUGCAAACCUUGAAUGCAGAACCUGUGUUGUCAUAGGCAAUGGCUUUGCUAUUAAAAACAGCUCCUUGGGAAGCACCAUCAACAAAUAUGACGUGGUCAUUCGGUUGAACGAUGCCCCAGUGAGAGGCUAUGAGGAGGACGUGGGUAACAAGACCACCAUGAGGUUCUUCUACCCCGAGUCGGCCUCUUACAACCCUGGACUGCACAACGAGCCCGGCACGCUUAUGGUCCUGGUGCCUUUCAAGCCGCAAGAUCUCCGCUGGCUCAAAGAGAUCCUCUAUAAUGAGAAGAGGGUCAGGAAAGGCUUUUGGAAGCCCCCUCCCCAAAUCUGGUUGGGUGACAUCAGUAAAAUCAGAGUGCUGGACCCCCACUUUCUGCACAAGACUGCAGACAAACUGCUCCGGAUCCCACUGCACCCCAAAAGUAAACAGCCAGUGCAUCCUACCACGGGUAUCCUCGCUGUGUUUGUUGCUCUCAACUACUGUGAUGUGGUCCACAUUGCUGGUUUUGGAUACCCCAACACAAAGAGCCAAAAGCACCCUAUCCAUUACUACGGAUAUGACACUAUGAAGUCUAUGAAGAAUUCUUACCAUGACCUCAAUCAUGAAGCUGAAGCCUUAAAAAGACUGGAGGAUUCGGGAGCCAUUUUGUACCUGCACCCACAUUGAUGAUACACCCACUUUUCCAGUUUGAUUUAAUCCAAAAAUAAAUGAUUGCACACCAAAUCACAUUUGAAUGUGGUUUAGGUCAUCCCAUCCAAAUGAAAUCUUAAUGUGCCUUCUGCAGUGGAAUGCAAGACAUUAUGCUGGUGCAUUAAGGCAUAAUUUGGUGACACGAGUGUCACAGAUCUAGCUCUGAAGAAUGUUUAUCUUCCUGGCGCCUAAUAUUCUGUCAAACUCCAAGACAUUAAACGUGAUUUACCUGCUUUUUAAACAACUUUCCUUCAAUUUGUCCAGUAGAAUAAACGUUGGUAACAUAGCAGUUUUUAAAGUUUUGUAACUUUAAAGGUUUUAAAUCACAACUUUCAUAGUUAGUUUGCAGGACAUUAACUAUUCAUGUGGCUACCCAGUUGUCAGUUUGUGAUAAGCAAAGUUACAUCACAUUAUAUCUGGACUUUUGAUAAUUCCAAUGCUUUGAUGUUGUUUUAUUGGUCAUUUGUGUGGGUUCAUAACUGCUAUAUCAUAGGAAUCAAGCAUUUCAGAUCUACAGCUCAAAUGUUUUUUUUUUGUUUGCAGAUAUUUCAUGCAUAUAAUUGAGCUGCAAAACUAAGCAGACCAGAUUAUUAUUCACCGUAUACACUUGCCACGGUUUGAGUUUCAUUUUCACUAUUUUCAAGUCAGAAUCUAUUUUACAGUAAAGAUGUGUGUACGAAUCUAUUGAGAUGUUUUGUGAAUUUAACUUUCAAUGUACAUUUUAGUUUGAAUGAAAGGAAAAUGAAUUGAUCACAAUCCUGAUUUACACAAUUUUAGAUUCACUUUACCUUUAGAUCUCUUGGACUGGAAAUACAACUUGUAUUUUGCCAAUUUCUUAGAGUGUUUGAUUACAGUUGUCUGUUUUUUAUUUUUAUUUAUUCAAUCCUUUUUGUUUGAGGUGGGGGGCUAUUUUUUUUUUUUUAGAAACAAUACCAGUAAAUGGUGCCACUGGAUAUUUUUUAUUGUACAGAAAAUGAAAUCAUUUUUAAUUAAAAGUAAAUCAAAAUGAAUCU
Messenger RNA from Sander lucioperca (pikeperch), 2727 nucleotides. RefSeq names its product ST3 beta-galactoside alpha-2,3-sialyltransferase 4 (gene st3gal4). NCBI's taxonomy places the organism in Eukaryota, Metazoa, Chordata, Actinopteri, Perciformes, Percidae. The record is from RefSeq and is a predicted model, not a curated record. Gene Ontology annotation, biological process: glycolipid biosynthetic process. The transcript has 13 exons. The coding region runs from base 644 to 1690 and encodes 348 amino acids. Gene Ontology annotation, molecular function: sialyltransferase activity.